Penicillium vulpinum is the source of this 1131-nucleotide messenger RNA. RefSeq names its product putative mitochondrial carrier protein. Bases 1 to 1131 code for a protein of 376 amino acids. Gene Ontology annotation, cellular component: mitochondrial inner membrane. Gene Ontology annotation, molecular function: S-adenosyl-L-methionine transmembrane transporter activity. The record is from RefSeq and is a predicted model, not a curated record. The transcript is spliced from 3 exons. Lineage: Eukaryota; Fungi; Ascomycota; Eurotiomycetes; Eurotiales; Aspergillaceae.
AUGUACAACACAAGUUCCGAUAUUUGGGUUGCAGGCGCAUUUGCUGCAGUUGUAGUCGAUUUUGUCGUCUACCCCUUCGACACACUCAAGACCCGUGUCCAAUCCCCAAACUAUGAGAAGGUCUUCAAAGAUGUGCGCACAGGAGCAGUGCAGCGCAGUGUACUCUUCCGAGGAUUGUACCAAGGUGUCUGGAGUGUGGUUUUCUCUACCAUUCCAUCUUCCGGCGCAUUCUUUACCACCUACGAAGCUGUGAAGAGCAUCAUGCACAAUUCCUCAGCAAUAAGGCCUACGAGUGUGAAAAGUGGCACAAUAACCUCCCCAGAGAGUUCUCUGAACAGUCUACGCUUGCCCUUCACACAUUCCCUUCCAACUCCCAUUAUGCAUGGAAUUGCCUCUUCGGUCGGGGAGAUGGUAUCAUGCCUCAUGCUCACCCCGGCAGAGGUACUAAAACAAAAUGCGCAGAUGAUCCAAGGUUCUCAAACAAACAAAUCUGCCAUGCGACAGGUCCUUUUGCGAUUUCGACGUCAUCCUUGGCGCCUAUGGAGUGGGUAUACGGCGCUCGUUGGUCGAAAUCUCCCAACAACAGCUUUACAAUUCCCGCUCUUUGAGUAUGUGAGAUCACACUUAGUUGACCGGCGGAGACAACGAAAAGCUGCCCGCAGCAACACCGGCCGACCACCAUCGGAAAUGUCAGAGCAAUUAGUCGAACGAGCCGGCUUGACGGGUAUAGCCGCGGCAUUUUCAGGCACAGUUGCAGCGACGGUGACUGCUCCAAUUGAUGUGAUCAAGACCCGCGUCAUGCUAUCAGCAAAUGAUCCCAGCACUAGUUCCCAAGAUCAAAGUACUCGGGCUGGUGCCCGUGGCAGUGAAGGGGUAUCUUCAGGGGCGCGCACAAAGAUCAAACCUAGAAAGUCUCUAAUUUCUGUCGGUCGUGAUAUCAUACGUCAUGAGGGCAUCCGUGGCUUGUUCAAGGGUGGUCUGAUACGUGCUGGAUGGACGGCGGUUGCAUUGGGCUUGUAUCUCAGUUUGUAUGAAGGGGGGCGGUUUCACCUUGAGAAUCGGCGAAAGGAGCGGGACCGCAUCUCUGGAAAACUUGAGGAGCAAGCUCAUGAGAGCAACAAAGGGAUCUAA